This is a messenger RNA of Neltuma alba, 1358 nucleotides long. RefSeq names its product glucose-induced degradation protein 8 homolog. The record is from RefSeq and is a predicted model, not a curated record. The transcript has 7 exons. The coding region runs from base 280 to 927 and encodes 215 amino acids. Lineage: Eukaryota; Viridiplantae; Streptophyta; Magnoliopsida; Fabales; Fabaceae. Gene Ontology annotation, molecular function: protein binding.
GAGAAAGUCAGACAAGGCGAGGCACGUGUUUCCCGACGUCAGAGUCGGAGGCGGUGUGAAUUGGAUCGCUCUCUUCUGGCAGUUUCAGCCGCAGACCAGGCCCCGCCGGACGGAUCGGGUCGACUCCGCAAGUCGGGUUAAUCUCAGCCCAACCACCUCCUGCUUACUCGCUUUUCGUCUUCACUUGAACACAAAGUGCAAGGAUUCAUUGUUUCCCUCCCGCAUUCGAGUAUCCUGAACCCACCCCCGUCGACGCCCGGAAACUGCUCGCUAUUUGUCAUGGACGUCGAUCCCCGCCAAUACGAAAACCUCGCUAUAAAUGAUAAUGACAUCCAAAACAUAGUUCUGUCGUAUCUUAUCCAUAAUUGCUACAAAGAAUCAGUGGAGUCAUUUAUUGCUUGCACUGGAAUGAAGCAACCUGCAGAUUAUUUAGAAGACAUGGAAAAAAGAAAAAGAAUUUUUCACUUUGCAUUAGACGGAAAUGCACUAAAGGCCAUUGAGCUGACUGAACAGCUGGCACAGGAUAUUCUUGAGAAGAAUAAGGACUUACGGUUUGAUCUUUUAAGCCUUCAUUUUGUUGAGCUUGUCCGUUCUAGGAAAUGCACAGAAGCUUUGGAGUUUGCUCAGAGCCAGCUGAGCCCUUUUGGGAAGGAGCAGAAGUACAUGGAAAAGCUUGAGGACUUUAUGGCCCUUCUCGCUUAUAAAGAGCCAGAGAGAUCCCCAAUGUUUCAUCUGCUUAGCUUAGAGUAUCGGCAGCAGGUUGCAGAUAGUUUAAAUCGAGCUAUUCUUGAACACUCAAACCUUCCCAGCUACACGGCAAUGGAGAGGCUUAUACAACAAGCUACAGUAGUUAGGCAGUGCUUAAGUCAAGAGGCUGGAAAGGAUGGGCCCCCACCUUUUUCAUUGAAGGAUUUUCUCAAAAGUUGAAACAUGAACAAAGGGUGAUAUUGGGAGUGACGCAUGGUUACCCAAGCAUUUGUGGCCACAUAUGGGAUUCGGGUGAUUUGACCAGGGGUAGACGGUUGUCUGAAAGCCUGUUCGUCUAUAUAAUCUAAUAAGCAGGCUGUGGUGGUUGUUUGGUGAUAUUCCUUAAGUUGAAUGGCCCUGGACAGAUUUGCAAUGUUUUCCUGGCUGAGGAUUCAGUAUUAGGCAGCUGAUCUAACGUGUCGCCUGACCUUUGUGUGAUGAAGCAGCUAAACCAAACUUUCUUUUUCCUCUUGUUCUGGAGUUCUGGUAUGUGGUGUAAAAAGCGUCUGCAUUUGGCCAUAAUUUAGCGAUGAAAGAAAGCUUGUCACUGCGAAAACUGGCACGUGUAGUACCUUAUUAUUUUCAUUUGUUCUGCAAAUUCUUUGGCUCUA